This is a messenger RNA of Micropterus dolomieu (smallmouth bass), 4635 nucleotides long. RefSeq names its product immunoglobulin-like domain-containing receptor 2. Bases 43 to 2292 code for a protein of 749 amino acids. The record is from RefSeq and is a predicted model, not a curated record. The transcript is spliced from 10 exons. Lineage: Eukaryota; Metazoa; Chordata; Actinopteri; Centrarchiformes; Centrarchidae. Gene Ontology annotation, cellular component: membrane. Gene Ontology annotation, biological process: pancreas development.
AGUCCCGUUAGCUGUCUGCGGGAGCCAACGCAUCGUCCAGGGAUGAGAGGAAAGAGAAAAGAAGACGACGUUCAUCUGAAAACUUUAAUGAAACUCACCUGCAGGAUUUGGAAAAUGUUUUUGAUGCCGAAGUGGUGGAUUUUUAUCGUUUGUCUGACAGAUGUCCUUCCUCCCCGUUGCUCAGGGGUUCAUGUAAUUGUGAGAGAUGAGAAGAGGUACGCUGUACUGUUCCAGUCAGUGAUUCUGCCGUGUCAGUACAACAGCGUGUCCACCCAGACCCCCGUGGUACAGUGGGUCUACAAGUCAUACUGUCGCGACCGCACGCGGGAUUCGUUUAACUUCCCCGACAACCUGGGUGGAGGCCUGGGAGGAGGUGGGGUGAAAGUUGGAACUGGAGGAGCCGGCGGUGGGUACGAGACGGGGAUGACUGCGAACUACCUCAACUGCGCGGACAGCAGCCGGACGGUCCGAACUGUGGCCUCCAUUUCUGGCUCCUCGAUCACACUGUCAGAGCACUACAAGAACAGAGACAUCUCCAUCAUCAACAAGGCAGACUUGCGCAUAGGAGAGGUCGAGUGGGGAGACAGUGGAGUUUACAUCUGUAAAGUGGUUAUAUCUGAUGAUUUAGAGGGGCAGAACGAAGCCUCUGUGGAGCUGCUGGUUCUUGGUUUCUCAGGUGUGCCUGAAGAUCUCCUGCCAGACUUUGAUUUGAAGAUUAUGCCAGAGUGGGUGUUUGUGUCAGCAGUGGCGCUGGGCAGUGUCUUGUUCCUGCUGUUGGUUGGGAUUUGUUGGUGUCAGUGUUGUCCUCACUCCUGCUGCUGCUACGUCAGCUGCUGGUGCUGCCCCGACACAUGCUGCUGCCCUAGACACCUAUAUGAGGCAGGUAAGGGUAUAAAGACAGGCACCUCCACCCCUCAACCUGCCUACCCUCCAUACUUUGUCACUGGCGUCCCGACGAUGGUCCCCAUCGCUCCCCCCUCUUUAGUGGACAAGAUGUCUUCUGUCCCCCCUUCAGAUGGCAGCCUACUCACAGCAGUGCCGAUGCAUGCUGUAGGGGUUCCCUACCGUGUGCCUUCACCUCAGGAUCAGGACUCUCUCAGGGUGCUACAGUAUGUAGAGAAACAACUGGCUCACUUCAACCCUUCCAGGUCCAACAGCCACCAGUCCUGUAGCCUGUCCGAGCUGAGCUCCCUCCACGAGGGAGACACCGGUUUUCGCCAAACAUACCGAAACAUCCAGAAGAAAGCUCUCCCCGCAAUCCCUGACCAAGACCCUCAGCCUGAAACCCACCACUUCCGUGACAACCGCAUCCCACAGCUGCAGUGUUAUCGUGACAAUCCCCCUUCAUCCCAACGAUAUCGCGAUGACCCCAACUCAGAGCCCCGGUGCUGCCACGAUGAGUCUCAUCCUCCGCGGCGAUACAGCGAUGACCCUCCGUCCUCCUCACAGUCGCGCAGGCUCGGACGAAAUCAACGGCAACAGAAUCACAGCGAGGAGGAAAACCACAGCAGAUGGAACCCUCGUUCAGAACAUCUGCAGAGAAAGACAUACCGUAAGGCAGGACGAACUGGCUCACUGGAUGAGCUGGAGGAGUUUGCUGCUUCUUACAAGCAAAAAGUAAGUCGAGGGGUAGAGAAAAGGGAAGAAGAAAGUGGAGACUAUGAGAUGGAGAUUCUGGAGUACAGACAGUAUCCUUCCUACCGGGAUGGUCCGCCUCAGCAUUAUCACAACGAUGAAAAUGAGCUUGGGGACAGCAGCGACCGUGAAGAUCGUCCCAGACGAAACAAGAAAAACGGACUUAUCAUAAGUCCACUUCCUUCACCCAAAAAGAGGAGGGGCACUUGGGACAGCCAGCGUCCUGUCCCACCUCCUCCCAGAGUUAGUCCACCAUCAACUUCUUCUCAAGAGAAGGACUAUGAUGGCACGUUCCUGAACAGCCUGCUGGAGCGCAAGGCUAAGUUGCGAGGGGUCGACCAGGGGAAGAGUGGGGCCCGGGGUGAGGAAGAUUCAGACACACCCUCGAAGGGCAGCUCGAAAAAGAGCAGCGGGGAAUCUAGUCGUCACUGCAGCCGCUCGCCUAGUAACAGGCCUGAGGCAGAUCCACUGCCUCCUUACUCAGAGAUACAGCGCAAAACUGACAGGCCAUCUCCACGGCCGCUCCCAGCAAACUCUCGCUCCCCUCAACCCACUGCCCAGUCUCCUUCCCAGUGUCUGCCCAGUCGCAGAGAGGAACCUAGAGACAAGACCCGUAAAGUGAGCACUCUCCUCAGCCGGGAUUCGCUCAUCGUCUGAUCGUCUGGAAGCCAGUGGAGCAGACUCUACGGGAACUGCAUGUCAGCUGAUAGAAAUUACUUUGAGAGGACAUUGCAAAAAAUAUGCAAAGUACAACUGACCGUGAAGGAACGCUGAAUAAAGUGGACAACAGACACACUUUUACUUUCGAGACUCUGUCUCUGGGGUUUCUGCCGGUGACGUCGCUGAAUGAUGAAGUCAUCACUAUUCAGUUUCUGUCACCGCUUGCCUCAUAUAUAUCUCAGCUAGACUAACACUAAACUGUGGCUGGGUGUACGACCUGGACUGUCCCUCCCAGCAGAACACUGUUUGUCUCCCCUCGUUCCUUUAGAAAAGGCUCUGAAGCAGAGAGACUUGGUUUACGCUUUCAGCACAAAGAGCGUAUUCAUUUCCACUUGAUGAGAUAUCUGCAUUAAAAUAGCACAGUUGUAGAAUAGAUGGUAUAUGACAACACCAUUAUUGUAAAGGACAUAUUGUAGCUCCAGUUGUUUGACAAAACACACACUGUUUCAUUCAUUAACAUAUUCAGAGACUAAAGCACCUAAUUUUAAUGUUAACUAAAGCUGGAAGUAGUAACCGACUUUACCAAAUGUUGGUAUGAUGUGUAGAGGGGGUGGACGAAAUAAUGUAAACAUGGAUAUGGCAGUAACUCUCAAAGCUGCACUGAGCAAUAUUUUAAAUUGACAAUACAUUAAAUGUAAUGCAAAAUGUGACAAAUUAUCACCCAACUCAGCAGUUCCUCUUAACUAUAAGAGGGUUUAAGUGUCUUUCAGCUCAUUGUUUUGGAUUUGCGGCCUGCAACUUCACUAUGUAUGUUCAUUGUCACUGCUGUCAUCAACCUUGUAUCGCUGUGUACCCUGUGUCAGCAGGCAGCUGUUUUUAGUUUAAAAAAAAGACAAAAACUCUAAAACACAACUGUACAUUACCUGCUAAGACACAAACGGUAGACAGACGCAGUUAGCUACAAGCUGGUGAACAUAGUGGAGCAUUUAGCAGCUAAAGAGACAUAUAUUUCUCUCAGGGAGUUGUUGGGAGACCAAAACAGGGCUGAAAUGAGAGUAAAGAUUGGACUUAUAUUUCUCAGUUGGACAAACACGCCUUCAAAUUAAUAAUAAUGUUGCUCAUGUCUACUGGACGUUUCUACAGCUUCUUCUACUGACCCCAUGUGGCCAGAAAUAUAUUAAUGUUGCUUUAGGUAACUAAGUCAUACAUGCAAAUUAGCUGGGUAAUAUAAGGUUCAAUUCCAUGUAGCAACAUUUAUGAGCUAGAAAAGAAGCCUGGCAAUCGAUGUGAUUUUUAUUAGUAUACUUUAAAUGUUUUUAAAGCAACAUAAUACAUGCCCAGACUGCAGGAGUGAUCAUCAGAAAUGUAUUCCAAUUGGUCAAACAUACAGUACGGUCCAAAGACUGAAAGCUACGUUAACAAAGUACUAAACUAACAAAGGUGGACUAAUACUGCAGACUGCAGACCCAAUAUGAGAGAUUUGUUGCAGCAUGUGCUGUAGGGAUUUAGUUACAGUCCUUAUUCAUGAAGCCGAAACAUUAUUUUGUCUCCAUCCUGUAUGUAAGUGGAGCUUUUUGUCUUCUAUUAAAACAUGUUAGUUUGCACAAAGUAACUAUUUUAUCUUAGGGACUAAAUCCUGAGGACAUUUUGUAUUUUUUGUAAACAUUUAAGUGCCACUUGCCUUUAAAAAAUUGUACUACGGUAUCAAGAUAUUUUUUUAUGUAAACUUGAUCUAUUUAUGUGUGUGUUGUGAUAUGGCCCUAGUAAUUUGUAAAAGAUUAUGUUUGCUUUCCUGUGUGAGUGUGUACAUAAGAUUAAGUGUCUUUGAUUUGAUUACUGUUAUUCAGCCUUUUCUUAUCUUAGCGAGUCAACACACACACACACACACACACACACACACACACACACACACACACACACACACAUAUACACACCUCAUUAGCCUACUGAUUUUUUGAGUCUUAUUAAGUUUUAUUACUUAUUUUGUUCUAACAUUACACCAUGCAAUAUUUCAUUAUUACCGCCACCAUGUUAGGUCGUUUCGUCUUCCGAAAAGUCUAAUGUCAGUGUUUAGUUUUCUUCCAUCGUGUUUGUGCUGUCUGGUACUGACAAGUGUGUUCAUAUGUGUGAGAGAGAGCGAGAGAGAGAGAUGACUCUAUACUUUUCUGUAAAGGAGACAAUGUGUAAUUGAGUGUGACUCAUUGUCUUUGUUCAUUGUUGUAAUCACAGACUGCCUGUCUUUGCUACACAGCUGUGUCAAAACUCGCAGUUCUGCCAGCUCAGCCACAGAUUUCUGUGUCACCGUUGUUUUGUCAAUGACAUAAAUAAUUUGUUACAACA